Pantherophis guttatus is the source of this 11830-nucleotide messenger RNA. The record is from RefSeq and is a predicted model, not a curated record. NCBI's taxonomy places the organism in Eukaryota, Metazoa, Chordata, Lepidosauria, Squamata, Colubridae.
CGCCCCGAAGGAGAAGGGUGGGUCAGCGUAGAAAAGUGUGGACGGCGUUGCAAAGGACGGCGCGGAAAGAGGGGCGGCGAGGGAGAAACAAAGGCUUAGGAGAGAGCGGCGCCUCGGGAGUAAAAAGGGAGCGGGAUGCCGUGGGGCAGCCGGCCAGGAGGGCGGUGUUGGGGCUGGCAGCCCAGGGAAGGGGCGGCGACUGGGCCCUGAGGAGAACGAACGGAGCAAGAAGCUUAGGCGAAGACUUAAGUCGGUGGCGAAAUACGCGAACGAUAACGGUUUCUGUCUUGUACUUAAAAAGCGUGGACACUUUAAUAUCCGGAUGAUGAUGAAGAUGAUGGCAUCUUGUGAAACCCACAUUAAAUCGAUGGUCUCUAUUUGUCAUAACAUUCAGGGCAUUUGAAUAUGGGCAUUUGAAUAUGCCAUAGAGAAUUUGACAGGAUCUCUAAAUUGCUGGUUUGAGUCUAAGAACUGGUAAGAAGAGCCAAAAGAUCAGCAUGGGUUCAGUUAUGCAAACUUGACAGGCCACACAGAGAAGGUGGGCAUUGAGAACUUCGAACUCCUGAAAAUUCUUGGGACAGGAGCUUAUGGAAAGGUAUUUCUGGUGAGGAAAAUCAGUGGUCAUGAUGCUGGCAAAUUGUAUGCAAUGAAGGUAUUAAAAAAGGCAACAAUAAUUCAAAAAGCCAAAACAACUGAACAUACAAAGACUGAACGACAAGUAUUAGAGCACAUUCGACAGUCUCCAUUUUUGGUCACUUUGCAUUACGCUUUCCAGACAGAUACAAAACUUCAUCUCAUCUUGGAUUACAUAAAUGGAGGAGAACUUUUUACCCAUCUUUCACAAAGAGAGAGAUUUAAUGAAGAUGAGGUACGGAUAUAUAUUGGGGAGAUUGUUUUGGCAUUGGAACACCUUCACAAGUUGGGAAUUAUCUAUCGUGAUAUAAAACUUGAAAAUAUUCUUCUUGACUCAGAUGGACAUGUAGUUCUGACAGACUUUGGACUGAGUAAGGAGUUUGUUAAUGAUGAAAAUGAAAGAGCUUAUUCUUUCUGUGGAACUAUAGAAUAUAUGGCUCCAGAUAUCGUCAGAGGAGGGAAUACAGGACAUGAUAAAGCUGUUGAUUGGUGGAGUUUAGGUGUUCUUAUGUAUGAAUUGUUGACUGGAGCAUCACCUUUUACAGUUGAUGGGGAGAGAAAUUCACAAACUGACAUAUCCAGGAGAAUAUUAAAAAGUGAACCUCCAUAUCCACAAGAAAUGACUGCAUUAGCUAAAGAUUUAAUUCAGUGCCUUCUAAUGAAAGAUCCUAAGAAAAGAUUGGGUUGUGGUUCAGGGAGUGCUGAUGAAAUCAAACAACAUUCCUUCUUCAAGAAAAUAAAUUGGAAUGACUUGGCUGCCAAAAAAGUGUCUGCUCCAUUUAAACCAAUAAUUCGUGAUGAGUUGGAUGUUAGUAAUUUUGCAGAGGAGUUUACAGAAAUGGAUCCAACAUAUUCUCCAGCAACCACUCCAGAGGCUGCAGACAAGCUGUUCCAGGGAUAUUCUUUUGUUGCUCCUUCUAUCUUAUUCAAACACAAUGCAGCCAUUAUGGAUCCUGUUUAUUUUCUGACAAAACAUAACCAACCUGGAGUUACAAAUAUUGCGAGAAGUGCUAUGAUGAAGGACUCUCCAUUUUAUCUCCAUUAUGAGCUGGACUUAAAAGAAAAACCACUGGGAGAAGGGAGUUUUUCCAUCUGUCGAAAAUGCUUACACAAGAAAACUAGAUGUGAAUAUGCAGUAAAAAUAAUCAGUAAGAGGCUAGAAGUCAACACUCAGAGAGAAAUUACAGCUUUAAAACUCUGUGAAGGACAUCCCAAUGUUGUGAAAUUGCAUGAAAUUUAUCAUGAUCAGCUCCAUACGUUUCUAGUAAUGGAACUACUGAAAGGGGGAGAAUUACUUGAACGCAUCCAGAAAAAGAAGUACUUCAGUGAAACUGAAGCUAGUUACAUCAUGCGCAGAUUAGUUUCUGCAGUGAGCCAUAUGCAUGAUGUGGGAGUAGUGCACAGAGACUUAAAACCCGAGAAUUUGUUAUUCACAGAUGAAAGUGAUAAUUCAGAAAUAAAAAUAAUUGAUUUUGGAUUUGCCCGAUUAAAACCUUCAGACAAUCAGCCUCUUAGAACUCCAUGUUUUACCCUUCAUUAUGCUGCUCCAGAACUCUUAAAUCAUAAUGGUUAUGAUGAAUCCUGUGAUCUCUGGAGUCUGGGAGUUAUUUUGUAUACAAUGCUUUCAGGACAAAUACCUUUUCAGUCUCAAGAUACCAGUAUAAUAUGUACAAAUGUUUUGGAAACGAUGAAGAAAAUUAAAAGAGGGGAAUUUUCAUUUGAAGGAGAUGCUUGGAAAAAUGUUUCUCAGGAAGCCAAAGAUUUGAUACAAGGACUUCUUACAGUGGAUCCAAAUAAGAGGAUUAAAAUGACCAGUUUGAGACACAAUGAUUGGCUUCAGGAUGGUUGCCAACUGUCAUCCAACCCAUUAAUGACUCCAGACAAUUUAGGAUCUUCAAGAACUUCAAUACAUGUCAAGGCAACUUUUAAUGCUUUUAACAAGUACAAAAGGGAAGGAUUUUGCCUCCAGAACGUUGACAAGGCACCUCUUGCAAAAAGAAGAAAGAUGAAAAAGACAAGCACAAGCACAGAGACCCGCAGCAGUUCCAGUGAAAGUUCUCACUCUUCUUCCUCUCAGUCCUAUGGUAAAACUACCCCUACAAAAACACUACAGACAACACAUCCUACAGAUAGCAAUAAUUCAGAUAAUAUCUUUCAAUUCUCUGAUUGAAGAUCUGUUCUCUUGAAUAGUAAUUGAAAUUUGUUGAUGCCUGUGCUCUUUUUAAUACAAUAAUGAGUUAUGUUUACAAAUUGUCCCUUCUGAUUUUUUUUUGUUGUUUCAGUCUGAGGCGAAAUUAGGACAUGUUGAAAUACCACUGUGACUGUAGCCAGAAUCAAAAUUCAAAAAACAAAAAAGUGAUAUAAAAUGUUUUAUUUUAAUAUGUAUGCAUCUCCAACAGUUUUUAAAAGAUGUCUGUAAUCCAGUGGCAUAAUCUUGCACUGGGGUCCUCUCCUGUUUAGACUUUCACAAGUUCUCAUAAAUCUGCAAGUCUUUUCAUUACAUUUGGUUUUCUUUGUAAUAUACCUAUGUGCAUGCAUACAGAGAGAAAGAGAGAGAGAGAGAGAAAGUUUUCUAUAUAAGAUAUAUUUUAUUGUACAAAUUUACAAAUUCAUGUGUGUAUAAAAUCCUCAACAAAGAUGUGUUUCAAUAUAUUUGCCAGGAUCAAAAAUAACUUAUUUCCUUGAAUGCAGAAGCUAUUUUCUUAUGCAAGACAUACACACAAGCCACUUCCUCAGCAUAUGAAGAUGUUCCUGCAUAACACAUAAGCAGCAACUUAAUUUAUGUGAUAGCUUGGAGACCAUAUAAAACUUUAUUUCUUCCACUUUUUUCUAGUAAGAAAAAUUAUUUGGGAUUUUAAAACUUGACUUGGAGAGAGAGAGAGUGAGCAAGAGAGAAAGAAAAUUAUUCUGUGAGAAUUUUAUAUUCCUUUACCACGCGGAUCAAAAAACUAAGCUAAUUGGCAGUUGGGUUUUAGCUUAAUAUUCAAGAGAUUUUUAUUCUGUAUCAAACAUCUGUGUAGUUGGUGUUAUAAUUGUAUUUGAUAAGUAACAAUGAUAUUGUGAGUACAACUUGGAGAUGCUGUAAUUUGCUGUAGCAAUUUCAAUAAGAAUUAUGAGCUUCUUAUAUUAUUUAAUCUUGCAAUACAUUUUUCUGAUAUUUUCAUGUCUAGACAUAAUAUAUCUGAGUUUGCCCGUUUCACACUGGAGUAUAUUGUAAUGCAUUUAUACAUUAGAAAAUUAAGGGGAUAUUCUGUCAAGCACUGUGCUUCAUAUCUCUACACUGUGUUUUACUAUAGUAAAAUUUUCCACUGUGGUUAUAUUUUGGAUUCAUAAAUAUGGAUUUUUCUGAUGCAUUUUUAAAUGGUAAUAUUUUAAACUAUGAAGUAUGAUUUAUAAAUAUAUGCAGAGCUCUUCCAUAGCUCACAUGUUGCAGUUCUGCAAACAAAAUAUGGAAGUAGCCUUAUUGGUAAUUAGUGAGGCAAUUUGUAUAAAGUUAAGCUUAUAUCUAGAUACUGGCAUGAUUAACCUCACUUAGUAGAUUUUAGAAAUACCUUGCUGUAUUGUAGAAUGAACAAUCCAAAUCCUAUGCAAAUACUCCUUUUCUAUAAAAACUAAUUUCUUUAUAUAAUCAUAUCUAUUAUAGUUUUCAGAAAUCUCUUACAUAUUUCUUUAGGGAAACUGAAAAAAAAAACCCUAGAAAAGCCUGAGAAUAUUUUCAUGAAGAAUUUUAGAAAAAUAACAUAAUGUGAAUCUUUAUGUUAUUUACUGAGUUUUUGUGGACAUCUUAAUUUCAAGAUAUGUAAAACAUAGAAUCAGUUGUUUUUCUAUCAGAUAUAUUUUGACUUCUACACUGUGUUAGACAUUCAAAUUAUUUCUGUAAACUAUGCAUCCAAACUUGGACAGGACAGUAUCUUGCAUUGGUAACUAUUUAAAAGGACUUAAAUUUUUUGUGUGAAGUAGCACAACUUUGAGUUUCAAAGAAAUGAAUUAUUUAGCUUGCAGUUCUCUGCACUCUUAUUCAUGAGUAAGCAUCACUGAACUCCAUGAGAGAUUUCAAUAAGUAGACAUAGGAUUGGGUUGCUAAUUGCAUACAUUGAUACAAAUUAUGUUACCUAGUUUUGUAAUGAAAUGUCUGCAAAAAAACCCCCAAAACUCAGAGGACCCAAUCAGUUAAAAUUUGAGUACAAUAUUGAAAACUGAAGAUUAGAUUAUUCUUUAUAUAUGCUGAGAGCACAAAGAUCUUAAUUUGUGUGCAUAUAUAUUACAUUACUAAUUUGGUGUAAAUUACAUUUACUUUCUAUACAUGUAUUUUGUUGUUGUUAGUCGCGAAGUCGUCCGACCCAUCGCGACCCCAUUCACAAUGUUCCUCCAGGCCUUCCUAUCCUCUACCAUCCCCCAGAGUCCAUUUAGGCUCACGCGACUGCUUCAGUGACACCAUUCAGCCACCUCAUUCUCUGCCGUACCCUUCUUCUUUUGCCCUCAAUUAUUCCCAGAUUAGGCUCUUCUCCAGUGGGUCCUUCCUUCUCAUUAGGUGGCCAAAGUAUUUGAGUUUCAUCUUCAGGAUCUGGCCAUCUCCUCUAGUACUGACCAGUUUGAUUGCCUUGCAGUCCAAGAGACUCGCAGGAGUCUUCUCCAGCACCAUAGUUCAAAGGCAUCAAUUCUUUGGCACUCAGCCUUCCUUAUGGUCCAACUUUCACAGCCAUACAAUGCAACUGGGAAAACCAUAGCCUUGACUAUAUGCACUUUUGUUGGCAGGGUGAUGUCUCUGCUUUUUAGUAUGCUGUCCAGAUUUGCCAUAGCUUUCCUCCCCAGGAGUAAGCAUCUUUUAAUUUCUUAACUGUAGUCCCCAUCUGUGGUGAUCUUGGAGUCCAGGAAAAUGAAGUCUGUCACUAUCUCCAUUUCUUCCGCAUCUAUUUGCCAGGAAUUGAGAGGGCCAGAUGUCAUGAUCUUAGUUUUCUUAAUGUUGAGUUUCAAGCCAACUUUUGCAUUCUCCUCCUUCAUCCGCAUCAAGAGGCUCUUUAGUUCCUCUUCACUUUCUGCCUUAAAAGUGGUAUCAUCUGCAUAUCUGAGGUUGUUGAUAUGUCUCCUGGCAAUCUUAAUUCCAAUUUGUGAUUCAUCUAGCCCCACAUUUCUCAUGAUAUGCUCUACAUAUAAGUUAAAUAGGCAGGGUGACAAUAUACAGCCUUGUCGAACUCCUUUCUCAAUUUUGAACCAUUCAGUAGUUCCGUGUCCAGUUCUCACUAUUGCUUCUUGACCUGCAUAUAGGUUUCUCAAGAGGCAGAUAUGAUGACCUGGUAUUCCCAUCUCUUUAAGAACUUGCCACAAUUUGUUGUGAUCCACACAAUCAAAGGUUUAAGCAUAGUCAAUGAAGCAGAAGUAGAUGUUUUUCUGGAACACCCUAACUUUCUCCAUGAUCCAGCGUAUGUUGGCAAUUUGAUCUCUAGUUCCUCUGCCUCUUCGAAAUCCUGCCUGUACUUCUGGUAGUUCUCAGUCCACAUACUGCUGCAGCUUAGCUUGUAGGAUUUUGAGCAUAACUUUGCUAGCAUGUGAAAUGAGUACAAUGGUGCGGUAGUGUUGUGGUCCGCCAGCAGCCUGCAGAGCUGACAGCAGAGUCAGACAGUGAGGAGGCUGGGCAGGACAAUGGGCCAGUUCUGGAAUCAGGGGAAGGCCCGGACAAGGGCUCUGCAUCAGAGGCAGAGAUGGGGCCAGGGCCAUCUGGGAACGAUGCGCGGACUCUGGAGCCUCCAGAGGCAGAUAGCAGAGAAACAGGAGGAGCCUGUUCCUAAUGCAUGCAUGCAAAGAGCUGCCAGAAGACAAGAGCAGCUAAAGCAAAAAGGAAGACUCGGGAGUAAGGCCAGGAGAUGAUUGGCCUCUCCCAGAAGGCUUCAAAUAGCAGCAACAACUCUUGGGAUCUUUGUAGGAAAGCAACGUUGCUACAUUUGUUUCUUGUCGGCAUCUUGGGUUUUGCCAAGAAAAGCCUUUGGCAGGGUGCCAAAGAAGACAAAGGUUUGUGAUAAGGCCGAAGGACUGUUUAUGAAGGAUUUGUUUUGGACUUAAUUUGGACUAAGCUGAGAAUGAAGUAAUUCUCAGCUGUUCUAAUAAAAUAUGUUUGUUUAGGACUGAUUGUGUCUGGUAAUAACUACUUGGGCCUAGGUCAUAACAAGUAGUUUGAACAUUCUUUGGCAUUGCCCUUCUUUGGAAUUGGAAUGUAAACUGACCUUUUCUAGUCCUGUGGCUGCUGUUGCUCAAUUUGCUAGCAAAUUGAGUGUAGCACUUUUACUGCAUCGUCUUUUAAAAUUUUGAAUAGCUCAUCUGGAAUACUGUCACCUCCACUAGCUUUGUUGUUGCUCAGACUUCCUAAGGCCGAUCUGACUUCACAUUCCAGGAUGUCUGGCUCGAGGUCAGUGGCCACCCCAUCGUGGUUAUCAGAGACGUUAAGCUCGUUCUUGUAUAGUUCUGUGUAAUUUUGCCACCUCUUCUUAAUCUUUUCUACCUCUGUUAGGUCCCUGCCAUUUUGGUCCUUUAUCAUGCCCAACUUUGCAUGAAAUGCUCCCUUCAUAUCUCUAGUUUUCUUGAAGAGAUCUCUGGUCCUCCCUAUUCUAUUGUUUUCUUCUAUUUCUUUGCACUGUUCAUUUAAGAAGGCAUUCUUAUCUCUUCUAGCUAUUCUCUGGAAUUCUGUAUUCAAUUGGGUGUAUCUUUCUCUUUCUCCCUUGCCUUUCGCUUCCCUUCUUUCCUCAGCUAUUUGUAAAACUUCCUCAGACAGCCGUUUUGCUUUCUUGCGUUUCUUUUUCUUUGGGAUGGUUUUAGUUGCUACCUCUUGUUCAAUGUUGUGAACCUCCAUCCAUUCAGGCACUCUAUCAGAUCUAAUUCGUUAAAUCUAUUUGUCACCUCUACUGUAUAUUCAUCAGGGAUAUGAUUUAGUUCAUACCUGAGUGGCCUAGUACUUUUCCCUAUUUUCUUCAAUUUAAGCCUAAAUUUUGCAACGAGAAGCUCAUGAUCUAAGCCACAGUCAGCUCCUGGUCUUGUUUUUACUGACUGUAUAGAGCUUCUCCAUCUUUGGCUGCAGAGCACAUAGUCAAUCAAUUUCUGUGUUAACUGUCUGGUGAUGUCGAUGUGUAGAAUCGUCUCUUGGGUUGUUCGAAAAGAGUGUUUUCUAUGACCAUCACAUUCUUUUGACAAAAUUCUACCAGCCUGUGCCCUGCUUCAUUUUGUACUCCAAGCCCAAACUUGCCUGUUAUUCCUGUUAUCUUUUGGCUUCCUAUUUUAGCAUUCCAAUCCCCCAUGAUGAUAAAGACAUCAUUUUUUGGUGUUAAUUCUAGAAGAUGUUGUAGGGCUUCAUAGAACCAGUCAACUUCAUCCUCUUCGGCACCAGUGGUUGGAGCAUAGAUUUUGACUACUGUGAUGUUGAAUGGUUUACCUUGGAUUUGAACUGAGAUCAUCUUGUCAUUUGGGGGAUUGUAUCCCAGUAUUGCUUUUCUUAUUCUGUUAUUGACUAUGAAGGCUACUCCAUUUCUUCUGAGGGAUUCUUGCCUGCAGUAGUAUACCUGAAUUAAAUUCACCCAUUCCUGUCCAUUUUAGUUCAUUGAUUCCUAAGAUGUCGAUAUUCAGUCUUGUCAUCUCUUGUUUGACCAUGUCCUGCUUGCCUUGCUUCAUGGAUCUUACAUUCCAGUUUGCUAUGGAGUAUAGAUCUUUACAGCAUCGGACUUUCCUUUCACCACCAGAUAGAGCCACAGCUGAGUGUCCUUUUGGCUUUGACCCAGUCGCUUCAUUCUUUCUGGCGCUACUAGUACUAGCCCUCUGCUCUUCCCCAGCAGCAUAUUAGACACCUUCCGACCUGAGAGGCUCAUCUUCCAGCAUCAUAUCUUUUUGCCUUUUGGUACCGUCCAUGAGGUUUUCACUGCAAAGAUACUGGAUGGGUUGCCAUUUCUUUCUCCAGUGGAUCACAUUUUGUCAGAGCUCUCUGCUAUGACCUGUCUCUCUUGGGUGGCCCUGUACGGCAUAGUUCAUAGGUUCAUUGAGCUACGCAAGCCCCUUCUCCAUAACAAGGCAGUGAUCCAUGAAGGGGAUAUAUGUAUAUAUAGUUCAUUUCAAACAUUUUUCUCCGAUAAUACAGAUAAGUAUCUUGAAGAGAUGGAAAUGGUGUGUUCAGUAAAUUACAUAAAUAUCUUGUUAUGAUAUGCCACUUUCCAUUUCAAAAUGAACACGGAAUAAAACAUUUUUAAACAAAAUGUCAACAGUUUAGUAGCUUAAUUCUGAUGCAACUGAAUUUAUAUGUGGUAUAGACAAUUUAUUUUUAAUAUCUAAUAUCUUUGAGAAAUUAAAAUGGAUUUUUUAAAAUAUCAAAAUUUAAAAAUUUGGUAGGAUGUCAUGAAAAUCACAAAGUAAUGGUUUCGCAUUUCUCAGGAAAAGGAUUUUGUAUAUAUUUCCAUUGUUUCUUCCACAGGCAGCUAUUGUGAAAGCUUGAUGAGCUAUAACUUUGGGGAGAAGAUUUUCAUGAAUACAAGCAUAAACGAGUGUAAAUUGAUUAUUAUUAUUUAUAACAUGUCUAUUCAUAAAUUUGUACUAUAUUUAAACGUUAAUUAUUUACAGUUAUAUACUUUUGUCUAUCGGUAUGUAUAAUUAGAGGAAUUGAUGGAGCAAUAACAGAAAUUAAAUGGUACAUGUGCAGCUAUGUUUUCAAAGUUCUUUUAUGGUAUUAUAUUUUUCACAAUCAGACCCACAUAAAUAAACCAAAUUAUUUCUUGCUAUUAAUAAAAUGAUCAAUGCAAGAGUUAAACAACGUUCCUGUUUCUUGUAUAUAAUGUUUUAUCCUGCUAGUAGAAAAGUAAGACAGUGGGAGAUGCUGGAUAUAGCCUCUUUAUUCUUUUAUCAUUGUUGGGGAUUAAACAACUUGCGUUGACUGAAAUGAUAAAUUCGUGAUUUUUAUUUUUUCUUUGUUUAAAAAGGAUAAAUCUUUAGCUAGUCUAGCAGAGAGAUACUUAUUACACCCUUUUCCUAAAGGUUUACUACUACACUAUAGUUAUGCUGUUGAUAACUCAGGUAAUAAUUUAUUACCCAUAAAAAUGUUAUUCUUUGACUUUAAAAUUUUGCACCAGGCAAAUAGGAAUCAAGGUCAGAAAUGCUGCAUAUAUCAUUCAAAUUUAUUUUAAUUUUAAGAUUUAUUUAAUUCAGAUUUAUUUUAAUUUUCUUUUGUAAAAGAAAACCUCAUAUAUAAUAACACUCUAUAGACUAAUAUAGCAUAGUGGAAGAAAUUGAUCUGAAAAUUAAUAGAAGAAUUCUGAAUAGACACUAUUUUUUUAAAAAAAAUUAUACUGUACAUUGAAAAGUAUUUAUUUAAAUAAAUUACUUCAAAUAAAAAAGCACUAGCAGAAAAAAUACCCCAUCCCUGUGUCACUGAGUCUGCUGCAAAAAAGUAGAGGACUUUUCACAGUAGUUCUGAAGUGGCAUUCAGAGGCUGCAGGAAGGGAAGGUAAAAAGACAUAGCGCAUAAACUGAAGCUGUUCACAUGACAUUGAAUUUAACUCAUAAUCAUUGCCUAGAAAAAUUGUUGUACAUACAUGGUGACUUUGCAAUAUGUAGAUAAUUAUACUUAGCUUUCUCUGAAUGUUUUGGCUGGUUACUCCUACCAGGAUUCGAAAAUUUUUAGGAUAACUAGUUCCUUGAAAGAAUUUGUCAUUAAACUUGAUUGUUUAAAUCUUAAUUUAAUUUUCCCAUAUCUUUUUUGUGAAUUGAUUAUUUUCUUUUCUUCAGAAAAUUAGGUUGCCAAUUUAGGGUAUAUGUAUAAGGUGUUUUCAGAGUUUUAGUCCUCCAAGCAUGUGCUGUGGUUCACUUGCAUGGAUUGUGUAUCAGUAAAAGAUGAGUGUUUUAUAUUAUGAUUGGUUUGGUGAUUGAUGCAGAGGUUAUGUAGUUAAUCAAUCAAAAGAACAAGAAUUAAAAGGAAGUACUCCAAGGUAGGCAAUUUAUUAAAAUAUGAAAUAAAAUUUUAAAAGGUUAAAUAAGAGAAAGAACAAAUCAGUCAGUGAGAGUGUUCUACUAGCAGUAUAAAACUUUUGGAGUCAAUUAAUUAAAUUGUUAUAACUAUUGACUUAUAACUAAAAUUCCCAGAUAUUUCCUAGUGUUUUGAGGUAAAUAUGAGUGAAUAUUUAAAGAUAAAGAGUCAUGUUUAUUCAUUGUUUUAUUUAAAAAAAAAACCUGUAUAUUGCAGGUGCUGACUCUAACAUGAACUCAUUAUAUGAGUUCCAAAACAGGAACCAGUAGAUUCUUUACAUUUUUCAUCCAGAGACAGCAGUUUCUUCCAUAACAGGCUGACUUGAUGAGAAAUAUUUGAUUUAAGUUUCUAUUCAGGUGAUCAGUCCAUUGUCAAAUGAGCCUGAUGUAGAAAUGUCUGUUAAUAUUUCUUUUUAAUUUAUUACUUUGUUUGUGAUGUUCCAAAUAGAUAGUAUUUCAGAAAAUAAGAUAAACUUUUUUAAUAAUGCAAACACUUUUUUUAAACAUUACAUCUUAUUAUACGUUUUAAUGUUAUUCAUUUAUUGGAUUCUUAUUGAAUAUAUAGUUUUUUUUCCAAUGUAAAUCUAAUAUAUAAACUAUAAAUACAUUUAUUAACAUUUCUUCCUAAAGUGUAAUAUUUAUAUGGUUUAUAUACAAAAAAGGUAAUCAUUUAAACUAUUUGGAUUAUUUCAUUCUAGCUGGGCUAGAACUUAGUCUUAACUUAUGCAGACUGGAACAGGGGCUCUUAAAGAAUUAUUUUCAUGAAAGAAAAAUCCAUGAAAUCUCUCUUCAUUUUAGUUGUGGCUUACUUUAUGUGAUAUGUGCAUCUACUCAUAAUAUCCAUAAACACAAACUUUACAUGAUGCUUUAUUGCCACAAUUAACAUUGCUGCUCAUCAGUUCCUCAAUUAACAAAUUAAGUUAUUUUAUAUUUACUGGAAUUGUCAAUAUUAGACAUAGCUAUAUAAAACAAAUAUGCAUGCAUUUUACCUGUGUUUUUAAUGUUUAUCAUUUGGCAAGUCUUUAAUGAGUUGCAUCAACUUUAGAAAGAAAUCAAGUUGGAAUUUGUAAUUGUCAAAAAAUAUUUUUACCUUCAGUAAAUUUGCUGAAAUGUUUUUUGUGUGUGGAUUUUAUGCUAAAAGCGAGACUAUGUAUGUUCAGAUAUAUUUGUUUUACCUUCAAAACAAUAAACUUGACUAUGUAUAAAAUGC